GUGAGAGAGGUUACUGGCAGGCGCUCAGGCCCGGUGGGAGGCUCGGCUUCACGUCCGUGCAAGGAGUGCUCAGUGCCCCCUCCCUAUGCCACCCCUGUGAUGCCCCUGUCCCGCUGGCUGAGAUCUGUGGGGGUCUUCUUGCUGCCAGCUCCCUGCUGGGUGCCCCGGGAGAGGUGGCUGGGUUCCCUACGGCGGCCCUCCCUGGUGCACGGGUGCCCAGCCCCGGGGGCCUGGCACGGUGCCCGCUGCUGGUGCCAAGCGUGGACAGAGGAGCCUCGAGCACUUUACUCCUCCCUCAGAAUGAACGGAAACCAGAAAUUGGACCCUUAUGCCCAAGAACAGCAGGAUUUCAUCCAGCACUUCUCCCAGAUUGUCAAGGUGCUGACAGAGGAUGGCAUGGGCCACCCGGAGAUAGGUGAUGCCAUUGCCAGGCUCAAGGAGGUGCUGGAGUACAACGCUGUCGGCGGCAAGUACCAGCGGGGCCUGACGGUGCUGAUAGCCUACCAGGAGCUGGUGAGGCCGGGGAAGCUGGACGCUGACAGUCUCGGGCGGGCCCGGACCGUGGGCUGGUGUGUGGAACUGCUCCAGGCUUUCUUCCUGGUGUCAGACGACAUCAUGGAUUCCUCCCUCACCCGACGGGGGCAGAUCUGCUGGUAUCAGAAGCCAGGCAUAGGUUUGGAAGCCAUCAACGACUCUCUGCUUCUGGAAGCCUGUAUCUACCGCAUGCUGAGGCUCUACUGCCGGGAGCAGCCCUAUUACCUGAACCUGAUGGAGCUGUUCCUACAGAGUUCCUAUCACACUGAGCUCGGACAGACGCUGGACCUCAUCACGGCCCCCCAGGGCAACGUGGAUCUCAGCAGAUUCACUGAAAAGAGGUACAAGUCCAUCGUCAAGUAUAAGACUGCUUUCUACUCGUUCUACCUUCCCGUGGCUGCUGCCAUGUACAUGGCGGGCAUCGACGGGGAGAAGGAGCACGCCAGCGCCAAGGUGAUCUUGCUGGAGAUGGGGGAGUUCUUCCAGGUGCAGGACGAUUACCUUGAUCUCUUUGGGGACCCCAGCGUGACAGGCAAGAUUGGCACUGACAUCCAGGACAACAAAUGCAGCUGGCUGGUGGUUCAGUGUCUGCAGCGGGCCUCUCCGGAGCAGCGCAGGGUCCUCCAGGAGAACUACGGGCGAAAGGAGGCGGAGAAGGUGGCCCGGGUGAAGGCGCUCUACGAGGAGCUGCAGCUGCCGGCCGCGUUCCGGCAGUACGAGGAGGACAGCUACAGCCGCCUGAUGGGCCUCAUCGGGCAGCACGCCUCACCCCUGCCCCCGGCCAUCUUCCUGGGGCUGGCGCACAAGAUUUACAAGAGGAAGAAGUGACCUGGGCCCCGCGAGGGGAGGGCGAGGGCGAGGCGCUCAAUAAACUGUCUCACCUUCUC
Molecule: messenger RNA, 1421 nt
Organism: Hyaena hyaena (striped hyena)
Lineage: Eukaryota; Metazoa; Chordata; Mammalia; Carnivora; Hyaenidae
Gene: FDPS
Product: farnesyl diphosphate synthase
Exons: 11
Coding region: 100-1362 (420 amino acids)
Biological process (GO): trans, trans-farnesyl diphosphate biosynthetic process
Cellular component (GO): cytoplasm
Molecular function (GO): dimethylallyltranstransferase activity; (2E,6E)-farnesyl diphosphate synthase activity
Source: RefSeq, a predicted model, not a curated record